This is a messenger RNA of Vitis vinifera (wine grape), 1029 nucleotides long. RefSeq names its product LOB domain-containing protein 12. The coding region runs from base 372 to 863 and encodes 163 amino acids. NCBI's taxonomy places the organism in Eukaryota, Viridiplantae, Streptophyta, Magnoliopsida, Vitales, Vitaceae. The transcript has 4 exons. The record is from RefSeq and is a predicted model, not a curated record.
AAUGUUGAUUUCUUUUGCAUAGGAGUGCCUGAGAGCGGCCCAAAGAAUUGUGUCGAUGAGCAUAGCAAAGCUGGGCCAAGCAUCUCUUGAGGCGGGUGUACACUGCAUUUCUUUUAAUAUAUGAGCACCUGACAUGAUCCUCUGCAAUGAGAGAUUCUCUAAUUUAUAUUUCAUAAAGAAAAGUACUUCUGCAACAACAAAUUAACAUGGGGCUGUGCUCUGAUCACGUGCCUUGGACUCUCUCCUACCCCAACCUUCUCUGCACUGAGACGAUAACGAUGACUUGCAACCCAAAUAGAAAUUGCCCCUGCAUUGGAAAUCCAACGCUGUUCUCUUCAAGCAAUUGAAGUUCAGGUGGUUUUCAACACAAAAUGGGCGGAUCUUCUCCCUGCGCUUCCUGCAAGUUGUUGAGACGCCGCUGCGCCAAGGACUGCAUCUUUGCUCCUUACUUCCCUUCCGAUGACCCUCACAAAUUUGCCAUUGUUCACAAGGUUUUCGGUGCUAGCAAUGUCAGCAAAAUGUUGCAGGAGCUUCCCGUUCACCAGAGGAUAGAUGCAGUGAGCAGUUUAGUUUAUGAAGCAAAUGCAAGAGUGCGAGACCCGGUUUAUGGAUGUGUUGGGGCGAUUUCUUACUUGCAGAAUCAAGUAUCUCAGCUACAAAUGCAGCUGGCAGUGGCUCAAACCGAGAUACUUUGCAUCCAGAUGCAGCAAGAGGAGCCUGCCUUACCAACUCAGAUGGAUCAAGAUGAGAAAUCGCUUCUUCUAUCCAAUAACAGCUUCAACAACCUUCAACACUACCUCAGCUUUGCUUCUUCCAGCAAUGUAAUCCAAGAUCCUCUAAAGAGAGAGUCUCUUUGGACCUAGCUAACUUGCUUACAUAUAUUUCUAAAGAAUUGCUUGUCUUGACUCCUCUUGUUUCUUAAUCUAUAUAUAGUGUUUGAAUUUGGUGUGUACCAUAGAGACUGGGAGAUGAUCCUUGGUUUAUAUAUACACACCAUUUUCCAAAACUAGAAGAGCCGUCUUGUUCCUG